This is a messenger RNA of Dalotia coriaria, 3574 nucleotides long. It is a transcript of the gene CARPA, whose product is annotated as Carbonic anhydrase-related protein A. The coding region runs from base 381 to 1370 and encodes 329 amino acids. Gene Ontology annotation, molecular function: carbonate dehydratase activity; zinc ion binding. The record is from RefSeq and is a predicted model, not a curated record. The transcript has 10 exons. NCBI's taxonomy places the organism in Eukaryota, Metazoa, Arthropoda, Insecta, Coleoptera, Staphylinidae.
AGUUUGCGCUCGUACGCCGCACGCGCUACAACCGGCGACGACUUUGUGAAAUCACAGCGUGCAAACACGCGAAUCAAACCACAAAUUAAAUUUCCACACGCAAAAAAUAAAAAUUCAUGAAGAAAAUGAUCCGGAAAUUAUUUUCGUUUAUUUUAUGUAAAUUUUCAAAUCGAUAAAAAUGUGAAGCAACUUUUUUGGCAUAUUUUUACGAAAAUGGACAUUUGAUACGAUUAUUUUUACGUUUUCCAAACGGGUGGUAAGAAGUUUUGAGCUCAGUGCGGUUUAGGAGUGUGACAUUCAGACACGAGUGGGUGACAAACUGUAACAUGUGUUGACACAACUUUUGCUGACGGUUUGAUUCGCCGAAAAUCGCCGGCAACAUGCGCUCGACAACAUGCGUCCUCCUACUGGCCACAUUCUUUCUCUAUGUCGGUUGUGACAACUGGCAGGAAUGGUGGACGUACGAUGGAAUAUCUGGUCCAGGAUAUUGGGGCCUAAUGAAUCCCCAAUGGAACAUGUGUUCCAAAGGACGCCGCCAGAGUCCAAUAAAUGUGGAACCAGACAAACUACUUUUUGAUCCUUUUUUAAGACACAUUCAUCUGGAUAAACACAAGGUCAGCGGAAUGCUGCACAACACAGGACAGUCACUAGUUUUCCGGGUGGAUAAAGACACCAAACAACACGUGAAUAUCUCCGGAGGUCCUUUGGCGUAUCGUUAUCAGUUUGAAGAAAUCUACAUACAUUACGGUAUUGAAAAUCGGCAAGGAUCUGAACAUCACAUUCAAGGAUAUUCAUUUCCAGGCGAAAUACAACUUUAUGGAUUCAAUAAAGAAUUAUACCACAACAUGUCGGAGGCCCAGCACAAAGCGCAAGGCAUCGUUGCAAUCUCCUUAAUGGUGCAGAUCGGCGAUACGCCCAACCCCGAGCUGCGCAUCAUCACGAGCACCUUUAAUAAAGUCCAAUAUAAGGGAGCAUCAACACCAAUUAAACAUUUAUCCUUGCGUAGUUUGUUACCGGAUACGGAGCAUUUUAUGACCUACGAAGGAUCAACAACGCAUCCAGGCUGUUGGGAGACGACAGUAUGGGUUAUACUCAAUAAACCAAUUUACAUCACUAAACAUGAGUUGUAUGCGUUGAGGAAACUAAUGCAAGGAUCGGAGGACGCACCGAAGGCUCCAUUGGGAAAUAAUGCUCGUCCUUUGCAACCUCUUCAUCAUCGGACGGUUCGGACGAAUAUAAAUUUCCAAAAUACACAGAACAACAACUGUCCGAGCAUGUACAAGGAGAUGUAUUACAAAGGUAAUAAUGCUAAUAAAUGGAGUCCCGUCGAUGUCAAAGAGGUCGGCACCUUGCAGUUCUCGCUGCAUUGAAGAACCGGAAGGACGCUUCGAGUGAGUAGUGAGUAGUGCCGGUUAUUUUACCGCCGCCUCCCUAACCGCACGGACGAGGCACUAAAAACUUAAUGAUAGUCAAUAAUAAUGUUAAACUUGCGCGCCCCAGCGCUAACAAGCCGCCAUCUAGCCAUCAAACGGACGAAUGUUCGAGGACACGACCCGAGGCGAAAAUGGCGCACAGCUAACUUUGUUACGAGUAUGUAAAACUAACUGCAAAUCGGCCAAUAAACCACCAAGCAACUCAUAAAAGUAAGAAAACAUGAUAAAACACGUCAUAUUGCAUAAAGAAACAUCCUAUGAUAUAAAUAAAACCACCACAAUUAAAAAUGAAUGUAUAUACGUAUGAGAAUUUAAGGUUAUGAUUGUUUCGAGUAUGAUUCUCAUUGAAUUAGUCUUUAUAACCUACGUAUUAGGCCUGAGGAGUUGUAGAUUGAGGUUAGGGAACGUCGAGUUCUAGCUAAUGUGUGUGUGCCAGCGGAUUUGUACCCUAGUAGCAAAUUAUAAACAAAAAAUGAUGAGGAUUAUUCUCAUUUCUUACCAAAAAUUCUUCGCUGACUUGUAAUUAAUUAAUUAAUUAUUAAUAUAAUAAAGAACGAAAUGUUAUUAUGAAAAAUACUUGUGAUAUUCUGCAAUGCAAUAACGUAUCUUUCAACUUUUAACUUAUUCAAAAUGAAAAAGUUUAGCAAUACAUUGAAAAAAAAUCAAAAAAAAAACUCAGAAAAUUCAUUUUGAGUUUUUGCGAAAUAAAUCAAAAUAAUUCAGCUCUGUAAACAUUUUUGAAGCGUUUUUGUUUUUGAUGUUUUAUUGUGUUUCAUUAGGGUUUUAUUAUGUUUCAUUAAGGUGUUGUGCAUUGUGUUGUGGCCAAAGUGGAGCGCAAUUUUCGUUUUAUUCACUUCAGCGGUGAGUUUUCACGAUUCUCGUGAUUUAAUCUGAUUUAAUCUCUUAACUGUUUACAUUAUCAAAACAAAAGCAGCACAAAUGAAUACCGGCGCAUGAAAACGAAUGAAAACAAACGAGAGCGUAAUUGUCAGCUAAUGAGAAUGAGAUUAGCAUGCGAAAUGUAAAAAACACUUAAUAUUCCUGCCGCAGAUAUAAAAAAAGUUACAUGACAGACAUGAAAAGAAACGCAGCAAAUUAAAAAAUGAAUUAAAAUUAGUAUUUACGUGAAUUGCGGCGGCACGAACGCUGGGUUUAUUAAUUUUCAAGCGGAAAUAUUUAUUAAUAACCUGAUACAAUCAAUUACAACCACAAACAAGUCAAAUUUGUUACGAUUUUCGAGUAAUAUUGCAUUUUUGCUUCUGGUUUUGGUUUGAAUUGAUAUUUACAAGUAACAUAAUGUCAAAAUAUGUAAAUAUGUACGCCUGUAAUGAUGUAAUUAAACCGUUUAGCUAUUAAGAAGUCAAACUGCUACUGAAACUAAUAAUUACGAUAAUUAACUAAUUAAGAACUAAAAAAGCAUUGCGAUAUAAAAAGAAAAUAACAUGUAUAAAAGAGUAACAAAGUAAACAAUGUAAAAUGUAACACAGAGUAAAAGAAAGUUUGUUGACUUAUUAUUAAUGUUUGUAAGUAUUACUUAUAUAGUGUUAUUUUAUUUUAAUUAUAAACGAACAGAAAUCAGGUUUGUGUUCGAUUUGUAAAACAGCGUACUGUAUGCAACCCAUUAAACAUUUUACGUAACUUCACACUCUAACCACACACUUGUGAUGCGGUAUGCUAGGUGUAUAUUGGGUUGCAUAUAAUAUUUUUACAAAACGUACAUAAACUUUUAAACUGUUUCAAUAAAUUUACAUUAUAUAGUAUCAAAACGAUAAAACAACAACUAAUUAUACAAUAAAUGCGUGAAUGAGUUAUUAUUAUUAAAUUUUUAGAUGAAAAAUGUACAACAAACUGUAUUUAUUUACGAUUUUAUGUAAAAAUUCUACGAUGCAGGUUUCGUUCUCAACUAAAACACAGUUUGCAGCGAAUGCAGUGACAUAAGAACGCAAACAAAGUCCAAUUUUAUUAGCGCCACGCGUACGAUGUAUGAAUAAUGAAUUAUUUAUUAAGUAUAUUGUCAUUAUAAUAAAACCUAGUAAGCAAAGGCGAAGCAAUGCGAUGUGCGAAUGUGGAUGCAACGCAAUGAAAUGUUGGAUUGAGGUUAUGAGCAAAAUGAUUGCGAAAUAAAAGUGUAAAAUAUUCAA